Peromyscus maniculatus bairdii (prairie deer mouse) is the source of this 4865-nucleotide messenger RNA. The record is from RefSeq and is a predicted model, not a curated record. Lineage: Eukaryota; Metazoa; Chordata; Mammalia; Rodentia; Cricetidae.
UCGCGGGGGUGGGCGGGGUGCGAAUGACUCGGGCCGGGGAGUACGGAACUCUGGCAGCCGCGGCGGCGCGCGUCGAGCCCCGCGCACAGGUGUGUGCCGCAAGCUAGGUGGGGCGACCGCACCCGCGCCCCGAGCCCGACCUAGCAGCCCGGCCCUUCCCGAGGAGAGCACGCGACGCUCCAGGCCGCCAGUUAAAGCGCAGAGGGCGAGGGCGGACGGCCACCGUCUUCUCUGUGCGCCCGGCUCCUGCUCUCCGCCGCCGAUCGUCCCUGCCCAGCUGCGGAGCUGUCCCUGGAAAAGAGAGUCUUCCCACUCCUGUCCGUGGAUAAAGAGGAACUGGGCUGGAAGCAUGUGGCCCAUCCUCAGAGGCUGGAAGAGGGGACGUGUGAGUCCACGUGGAGCCCUGGCACGGGCUGUGCUGGGCCAGGCAUGGCACCCCUGCGGCCGUGCCGUGGCCAGCGCUGCCUCGGUGGGCCAGGAUGAGUACAGCUUUGUGGUGGUGGGUGCGGGCUCAGCUGGCUGUGUGCUCGCCAACCGUCCCACCGAGGACCCGGACCACCGGGUGCUGCUGCUAGAGGCCGGUCCUAAGGACGUGGUGAUGGGGAGCAAGCAUCUCCAGUGGAAGAUCCACAUGCCUGCCGCCCUUGUAGCCAACCUGUGUGACGACAAGUACAACUGGUACUACCACACUGAGGCACAGCCAGGCCUGGACGGCCAAGUGUUAUACUGGCCACGCGGCCGGGUCUGGGGGGGAUCCUCAUCCCUCAACGCCAUGGUCUACAUCCGUGGACAUGCUGAGGACUAUAACCGCUGGCACGCCCAAGGUGCCGAGGGUUGGGACUAUGAGCACUCCCUGCCCUACUUCCGCAAGGCACAGAGACACGAGCUGGGACCCGACAGGUACCGCGGUGGUGACGGCCCACUGCACGUGUCUCGGGGCAAGACCAACCACCCCCUUCACCAGGCCUUCCUGCAGGCCACACAUCAGGCUGGCUACCCCUUCACCGAAGACAUGAAUGGCUUCCAGCAGGAGGGCUUCGGCUGGAUGGACAUGACCGUCCACUCAGGGGACGGAGCCACAUCCCAUCUUGAAACAGGAGGGUUCAUCCGCAGCCGGCCUGGGGUCCCCCACCCGGACAUUCAGUUCCACUUCCUGCCCUCCCAAGUGAUUGACCACGGGCGGAAACCCACCCAGCAGGAUGCUUACCAGGUACAUGUGGGAACCAUGAGGGCCACAAGUGUGGGCUGGCUCAAACUGAGAAGUGCCAACCCUCGGGACCACCCUGUGAUUCACCCCAACUACUUGUCAACAGAAACCGACAUCCAGGACUUCCGUCAGUGUGUGAGGCUGAGCAGAGAAAUUCUUGGGCAAGAAGCCUUGGCUCCCUUCCGGGGCAAAGAGCUGCAGCCUGGAUGCCAUGUCCAGUCAGACCAAGAGAUAGAUGCCUUUGUGCGGGCAAAAGCAGACAGUGCUUACCACCCAUCCUGCACCUGUAAGAUGGGCCAGCCCUCUGACCCCACUGCCGUGGUCGACCUGCAAACCAGGGUCCUUGGGGUAGAAAACCUCAGAGUCAUCGAUGCCUCCAUCAUGCCCAGCGUGGUCAGUGGCAACCUGAAUGCUCCCACAAUAAUGAUUGCAGAGAAAGCAGCUGACAUGAUUAAGGGGAAUCCUGCACUCUGGGACAAGGAUGUUCCUGUCUACAAGCCGCAGACUCUGGCCACCCAGCGUUAAGGCAGCCACUGCCUGAGGAUCAUAGAGGAACUCAUGUCAAGAGAUCCAACUCAUACGGCCCUGCCCCCAGAUAGUUCCUGAAACUGUGUAGAACCUUGGGACCCAGAUAUCCCUACUCAUGGCUAAGACCUUCAUGGUAUCUGAAGAAAUAAGGCCAUGGUAGUAAGUGAGGCAAGGAGGAAGGCUAACCUGCACAAUGGGAUCCUCCUCCCGACCUCCCGGGGUUAAAAGUUCAGGAGGUUAACUCUUGCAUGAUUUUCUCACCAGCCCUCCAGCCAUCUCCAGUCCAGUGUUCUGCUGCCAGGAGUGGAAUGAUCCCUUCCCUGGCCUCCCACCUCAGGCCACUUCUGCACAGGCAGGGUGCUUGAACUGGACUGGGUUCUCCAAGGACGCUUUAGCUGAGGCCAAGAGCCAGGGCUGGUACCUGAGCUCAUGUCCACGAUGAGAGGAAAGGCAGCCAGCCAGAGGGUGCUGGCCGUCCCUUCUCCUGCCUUGAUCAACUCUGAAGAGUGGGGUGCAGGGGUGGGGGCUCAAGGAACCGCACAACUCACCUGCCUUGUCCUGACUGUCCUGACAAGAAAACGAAGACCAGUUUUUCUAAGAUGUCCAAAGCCACCAUCUACAUUAGGGAAGAAAAGAAUCACUGUAUAGAAACCUGCAUGGCGAGGCCUAGAAAAGAGGGGGAUAUCAGAAUCCCAGGCUCCACGAGGGUUGACUGGGAGUGGCUGGAGCCGCCGUCUGGACAUCUGAGAAAGGCCUUUCAGAAAGGUUGAAGUAAACCACUGCAUUUCUUUCAAAAACCAGGUUGAUUUUGUUUCGUCUUACCUGUGCCUUGCCUUCUUUUUUUUGCCCACCGUGUUCCAAAAGAAAGUCAAGAAAGAAAACCCUAGGUCUGAGCUUCUCACAGAGCAGAUGCCACGCGGCAGUCGUCCGUGGCGCCCUCAGCAGUGAAGGUGCCACCCUGGGAGGGCCGUGUUCUGCUCUCAUGCAGCCGUGAUAAAGAAGCCUGGACUCCGUCGAGCUCCUCAGUUAUAGCCAGGCCUUUCUCUCACCGUGGCAUACCAAGGCAGGCUCCACGUGUUGGUAUGACUUAGCCACACGAGGAAACGUGUCUCUGGAGACGAAAAGUGAAGGUUACACGCCCAGAACUCAAAGAUGGCAAGUGGGAAAUUGCUGUUGGGGUUCAAACUCAGGACAGAACAUGGGAUUCAGAGGCUUCCUCGCUGGAGUCCUGAUGGCCUAACAUGGCAGCUCCUGUUUCCAGCCCGAGUAGAACAGUCCUGCCUGCAAUGCUGAAUCCAAAUGCCAGGGCUGUCUGGGAGUCCCAGCGCCACGAGGGAGCCAGAGCGGUGGAAUGACGCAAGCCUGCUUGGGUUACAAAGUGGGGCCCCCACAGGCCAUCAGACUGAGUCUCAUGGGGACCUGGACAGACUUUGUUUUGGCUAAGCACGCUCCUUGGCAAGGAGCCUGUCAUGCCUAAAACACGGAAGGCAACAGGUUGCCAAAACUGGUGCACACGAACCUUGCAAGCGCACGGCCCAGGGUUGACCCUUAGAAUCAGGAAGCAGCCGCUGCACUUGUGAGCUGUGUUGAGAGAACUUGCAUGUAUCUUGCUGUUGGCCAAAUGUGUUCCUGACAGAUCCCAGGGGAGACAGGAACAACUCACCAGCAUGACCGGAAACGGUCACAGAAGCAGGAGGUGGAAGCACCGUGACAUUCAAGCCUUCUGCCUCCGGUGCCCGCUGCAGGGUUACUUUCCAUAAAUGCAAAAUGGGCUCUUCCCACCUGCCACGCCGUGUCCCUCAGGCCCCAGGACUUUCCAUAUUUCCACUGAUAAACUACCACGAUAUCAAAUCUAAUGCAAAGAUUUUUUUUUUUAAUCUUCAGGAUUGGGGGGGGAAGAACAUGACCUACCCCUAGGCCCUAGUUGGUAGCCUGAGUGGCCCCUGCUGGCUCAGCUGCACAUUCUUCCAACCACCCCUCGUUCCCACAUCAGAGGCCAGCGUCUGAGACUCUCCCUCAGGCCCCACUGCCCUCCCGGUUCCCAGGAAGCAGAGCUGGAGUGUGUGUGUGUGUGAGUGUGCGUGUGCACAAUGUGCGUGUGCGCGUGCGUGUGCCCCUGCCCGUGAUGUGGCACUCUGUUUUUUACAAGUAAACCAACACUCCACCCCUGAAACAAAGGUACAGGUGAUACUGGUCUUGCUGAAGGACUGGCCUACUGGGCAGUGGGCAGUGCAGCCUAGCCACAGUCUCAAGGAGCUAGGGCUGUACCCUCAAAGCACACCCCUCUAGAGCUACAGAGUGGGGUCCACAUUCCUAACAGACCUUCCAAAUGAGGUGCUUGCUGUUGGCUGGUGGAUCAAUAGCGAUUUCCACACUUCCUAACGUCGUUUUUAAAAAAAAAAAAAAAAGCUUCAACUAAAUGCAGCGAUCCAAAGAACUCAAAAUCAUUUCGGGGGUGGGGUAUUUAGCCUUAAAACUUCUUUAAAGAGAGGGGAAGAAAAUCAUGCUCUACAACUUCAAAUGUUUCUUACAAAGAGAAAUUUAAUAUUCGAUGAGAGGUUGAACCAGACUUAAAGCAGACAUCCUGGGAAGUGGGGCAGCCUGAAAAGCCAGGCAACAUUGACGGGCAGACUUGGGGAAAGAUAAUCACCCGCUUCAGAACACGCAGUCCUGGCGUGGGGAGCAUGAGCUGCUGAUGUUAAGUCGCACAGUCAGACAGACACUCAGCAAGACAGAGUCCAAGGUGGAUGCUGAUGGUGGAUUAGCCCUUGAGGAGAAGCAGCCCUGUCUGCAGCUGGUGCAAAGUUACUAUUGGCCUUGGAGGAGGAGCCCGAGGGCAGAAAAAGCUGCCUGAGCCCAGGGCUGCGUGGGAGCACCUGCCCCUCUGAAGCUCUCUCGGCAGAGCCAGCUCUGUGAGGAGAGCUCCCGGUACAAUGAAAGUAUUACACAGUUUAUUCUGAAGAACAUUUUGCAUUUUAAUAAAAAAAAAGGCUUUAUGUCAGGAAAUAGUCAUUUACAAACCUUGAAGUGUUUUUGCCUGCAUCUGGAGUAAGAAUGUCCUAGGAAGAGGUUUGUGAGGUCUUUGUAACAAAAGUGUUAUUUACAAAAAGAAAAAAAAAGUUUUUUUCCA